AUGCGGAGAAUUUUGGUGCUGUGCUUAUCUGUGGCGCUUGCUUCGGCAGCUGAAAUUGAUACUACUAACCCAGGGCUUGGUUUCUACAGUACCAUCUCUCAAGAUGCAAACGCUAGGAAAGCUGAUGACAGUGGAAAAUACAUUCCAGACAACAGUGGUGCUUACAACCCAGCUCUAGACUUCUACGGUACCACCGCUCAAGGCACGACUGUUAACAAAGCUGAUGACAGUGGAAAAUACACUCCAGACAAUAGUGGCGAUUACAAACCAACACUAUCGCAGCUCGACACAACUACAUCGAGAUACAAUUUUGCAUCCUCUACGCCUGCGCCUUUCGGAUCUUACUAUCCUAAUCAUUACUACCCCGGUGCAUAUAACAACUUCGGAAGAUACGACAACAACGGAAGAUACAAUUAUUUUGGAAGAUACGACAAUAACGGAAGAUAUGACAACAACGGGAGAUACAACAAUUUUGGAAGAUACGAUAACUUUGGCAGAUACGACAACUACGGAAGAUACGACAACCUUGGAAGAUACGACAACCUUGGAAGAUACGACAACCUUGGAAGAUACGACAACCUUGGAAGAUACGACAACCUUGGAAGAUACGACAACCUUGGUAGAUACGACAAUCUUGGAAGAUACAACAACUUUGGAAGAUACGACAACUUUGGAGGAUACGACAACUUUGGAAGAUAUACUUUCGAUAACUCUGGAAGAUAUCAUCCCGGUCCAUAUUAUGCUGGUCACUACGACAAUUUUGGGCGCUAUGUUCCUCAAAACUCAGGAUUUUAUAACCCAGCGCAAGGCUUCUACGGUACCACCACCCAAGGCGUUAACGUGAACAAAGCAGAUGACAGUGGAAAAUACACUCCAGACAAGAGUGGUGAUUACAACGUAAAUCGCGGUAGUGCAGAUGGUGCAAACGCAGCGGAAAAAGUUGAAACUGCGACACCAGCGUUGAGCACUGCCUGA
Molecule: messenger RNA, 975 nt
Organism: Parnassius apollo (apollo)
Lineage: Eukaryota; Metazoa; Arthropoda; Insecta; Lepidoptera; Papilionidae
Source: the annotation of a GenBank genome assembly